AUGUCCCUCUUGGGCCCGGUGAGCGCUUUGCUGGCGACGGGCUGUGUGGUCCAGCAUCGGAUUUUCUCGCCCAUCACGCAGCGGACCUACUUUUUUGGCCUCAUUGGUCCACCACAUGACUGGUAUGUUGGCUUUGGCAUUGCCACGUUCGUUUGCGCUAUCGUCAUCGUGCUCUUCUAUCACCACCUGCAUUCCGUGUCGCACACCUUCUAUGCACGGAGUCUCCAGAAGGCAUACUUCGAGCACGGCAAGGACCAGACAUGGUCUGAUGUCAAGAACAACGACUACUGCCCACUCUUCCUUUUCACUGGUACGGUGACGGACUUUCGUCAACCGGGAGACGAGAUGGCGAUAACCGAGAUCUCCAUGAGCCCACUUCACACCGGCAGCGACAAGACGGGCUUUGUCGACACACCGCCUUGGCGGAGCCUUGCAAAGUCUGCAGCUUUGGCGGCGGCUGCCACCGAUGCCUUUAUCAUCGGCAUGUUGGACCGCGCGCGGUAUCGCUUUUGGUUGGAGUUUCUGAACCUCCGAAUGGGUGACUACAUCCUCUUCGAACGCCGACCUCUAAAGCUCGUCGCGAAAAUCAGCCGCUGGAGGUGCAUCUCCGACAAGCCGUUUUUCCUUUACGGGACGGUCCCCAUCAUUUUGCAGACCGUUGCUUUGGUGCCCGAUCUGCAAUCUGGGAGUCGGGGCUUUUCAGGUUCUUCUGGUGCUUCUGUGUACAGAAGCUGA
Messenger RNA from Symbiodinium necroappetens, 735 nucleotides. The record is from the annotation of a GenBank genome assembly. NCBI's taxonomy places the organism in Eukaryota, Dinophyceae, Suessiales, Symbiodiniaceae.